GCGGGCAGCUCGAGCGAAGGUCAGUCACGCCGAAGGGAUUCGUCCUCCUUUCUGGCCGGCAGGGUGGCAGGCAGGGAGCCAGCUAUGUGCGUGUUUGUCAGUCAGGGCUGUCCUUAUACGACCAGGUCGCCGUGGGGGGCCAGGAGUGGCUGGUGGUCCUCUGUGGGUGCCCGUCGCUCCGGCCUCCGCUCGCUGAGGUUGCGACGCAGCCACUUGACCCACGAGGGGGCGUUCUCUCGCCGCCACACCUCCUGCUCAGCCGUCCACAGCGGACCUGCACACACACACACGGGGGAGAAAGAAGGCUGUUGACUAUCGACGUCUGUCUGUGUGUCUGUCUGUCUGUCUGUCUGUCUGUCUGUCUAUCUGUGUGUCGCGAACAGCACUGACCGAGCCAGAGUGCCACCCUGUCAUAAGAGUACAAAUGCAAAGGCCGCACAACCUCCUUUGAGGCACUGACAAACCGCACGAGUCGGUUGGGCUCCAGCCCAUGUGGCCCGAACUUCUCCCGUACGACGACCAUGAAGUCCUCCGCCCUGCCCAAUCUUGGAAAGCGGCACACCUCUGCGUGGCCCUUGUAGUGCACCAGGACGUGGUCACCCCGGUUGUUACACCUGGGAGAUGGCAUCUCGGGAUAGUCAGGCCCCUUCCACGCAGGGCAAGACGAUGGCCAAUCGGCAACGUUGAACACGUCACGCCAUCCGGGAAGUGGAAGUGGCCUCCACAUCGGCAACUCAGCUCUCCACAGUUGACAAUCUUGUCCACGCUGGUUGGGAAAUCUGUGUUUCAAUCUUCAGCGCUGAAGAGCU
Messenger RNA from Vitrella brassicaformis, 809 nucleotides. The record is from the annotation of a GenBank genome assembly. NCBI's taxonomy places the organism in Eukaryota, Vitrellaceae.